Schistocerca americana (American grasshopper) is the source of this 3969-nucleotide messenger RNA. Its product is annotated as ras-specific guanine nucleotide-releasing factor 2-like. NCBI's taxonomy places the organism in Eukaryota, Metazoa, Arthropoda, Insecta, Orthoptera, Acrididae. The record is from RefSeq and is a predicted model, not a curated record. The transcript is spliced from 25 exons. Bases 1 to 3969 code for a protein of 1322 amino acids. Gene Ontology annotation, molecular function: protein binding; guanyl-nucleotide exchange factor activity. Gene Ontology annotation, biological process: positive regulation of GTPase activity; Ras protein signal transduction. Gene Ontology annotation, cellular component: plasma membrane.
AUGCGACUGUGCGCUCUGAAAAAGGAGUGGCGGCCGCUUCCGGCGACGUACGGCGGCUCGUCUCUGAGUGGGGGCGGCGCGGGAGGCGGCCUGGCGGCGGGUCUGCUGGGGGCGGCCGGGGGCGGCGCGUGCCUGGGCGGCGCGCUGGGCGCGGGCGCGGGCCCCCACUCCGAGCAGGAGACGCUGGAGCUGCGCAAGAUCAAGAAGGUGCAGAGCUUCUUCCGCGGCUGGCUCUGCCGCCGCCGCUGGAAGCAGAUCGUCGAGCAGUACAUCAAGUCGCCGCACGCAGAGAGCAUGCGCAAGCGCAACAGCCUGGUGUUCCGCAUGGUGGAGGCUGAGGAGGAGUACAUGGAGCAGAUGGAGGUGCUCGUCUCGUGCUUCCUGCGGCCUUUCAAGAUGGCGGCCAGCUCCAAGAAGCCUCCCUGCUCGCACGAGGACGUCAACUCCAUCUUCCUCAACAGCGAAACGGUGCUCUUCCUGCACCAGAUCUUCCUCAAGGGCCUCACGUCGCGGAUGGAGAGCUGGCCCACGCUCGUCCUGGGCGACCUGUUCGACAUGCUGCUGCCGAUGCUGAGCAUCUACCAGGAGUACGUGCGCAACCACCACUACAGCCUGCAGGUGCUGACGGAGUGCAAGCAGUCUGCGCCGUUCGCUCAGCUGCUGGCGCGCCUCGAGAACAAGCCGGCGUGCCAGGGCCGCUCGCUCGAGACCUUCCUCACCUACCCUAUGCACCAGGUGCCCAGGUACAUCAUAACGCUGCACGAGCUGCUGGCGCACACGCCCCACGACCACGUGGAGAGGAAGAGCCUGCAGAACGCCCGCCAGCAGCUGGAGAACCUGUCGCGGCAGAUGCACGAUGAGGUCAGCGAGACGGAAAAUCUGCGCAAGAACCUGGCUGUAGAACGAAUGAUCGUCGAGGGCUGCGACAUCCUACUCGAUGUGAACCAAGUAUUCGUCAGGCAAGGUAGCCUCAUACAAAUACCUUCUGACAAACCCAAGUCAUCACGAAGCCGUCUGACCAAUUUCAAGAGCGAGAAGGAAGCUCUCAGGCAGUGUUUUCUCUUCUCCAAUCACCUGAUCCUUGCCACAAGGACAUCAGGUGGGCGGUUACAUCUUGUUCCAGAAAUUGGAAAAAUUCCUCUGGCAGAUGCAAUCCUUAUUGAAGAUCCCAGUGAACAUGGUGCAAAUGAUGAUGAUGAGUCAUCGGUGUGUUCCAUGUCAAGCCAGUCAAGUGGUAUUAGUGAGACCUCAGGCAGCAGCGUUCACUGGCACAAUCGAGAUUUCAAGAUAAUCCUGGAUAUGAAAACAGGCAACCAACAGCCAGUGACUGUACAUUUGGUUGCCCCUAACAUGCAGGAAAAGGCAGCAUGGAUUAGUGACAUCAGCCAGUGCAUGGACAACGUUCAUUUUAAUGAUCUCUUGCACAGUUCAAUGUCAGACACAUCUUCUGUCACAAUGCCCCAGUCCAUCAAGAAUGAUCCCAAAUUAUUCAAAGAUGAUGUUGACAUUCGCUUCAGCCGAACUCUUAAUUCAUGCAAGGUACCACAGAUCCGGUAUGCUACACCUGAGAGACUAUUGGAGCGUUUAACUGAUCUCAGAUUCCUAUCCAUAGAUUUCCUAAACACCUUUUUGCUUACAUACAGAGUUUUCACAGAUGGGGUAACUGUUCUUGAAGCAUUGAAGAAGGUGUUUUAUAAUUCAGAUCCACCUGAGGCACAGACAGCAGUGGGAUCAGUGAUGUCACUGGACGUUCUGAGUGGCAGGGAUGAUCACACCACACUUCAUCAUUAUGAUGACCGCAGGAGAAGUAGCUUCUCACCACGAAGGACCAGUGGGGCAAGUUCAGUCUCCGGUUAUGGUUCUGAAAUGAGUGAUCGUGACCGUGACCGUAGCCACAGUUAUGAUUCACAAGGUUUUCCUAGGGGUCACUGGAGAUGCAGUCACCGCAAAUACUCCCAUGUAUCAACUGAAGAAGACCAACAGCAGAGAGAGCUGACACAGAUUAAAGAAGCCCCAGCAAUUGUUAAGCAGAGUCCUACACAACAACAGUCACCAUCUCCUAGUUCUACUCCUCGUAAAAGUGUUAGUAUUCGUGUUGAAUCUGAAGAUGAUGGAAAACAUUUAACCAUUCCUAAAACUAUUGCUGUGUCUUCCAGUGCUGAGACAUUAACAGACAACACAGUAGUCAGUGCACCUUCUUCACCAAGCAACCUGAGUACUGUGACACUAGUUGGCUCCAGUAAUUCGGAGCCAAGUCCACAAGAGGUGGACAGUACUCAACAGGGAACUCAGGAGGAAGAAUCUAUCACCACACCACCUACAGAGAUGGAUACAGCUGCUAUUGUAGAUCCACAGGCUGGGAGUGGUGUUGUAGCAGACCCACCAACACCAACUCCUCCACCACCACAACCUGCACCACCUCCACAGACAGCAAGGAGAGAAUCACAGUCAGAACAACAGAAACUGAAAGCUCAGUCAAAGCGCAAGGGCUCUUCCCAACAACAGCAGCAGGAUCAAUCCGAUGAGUCUGGUAGCGAAGCUCCACCUAUACCACAGGACCAUAGAGCAUCCACAUGUUCAUCCAGAUCUGCUUCAAUCACGACUGGUGUCAUACAGAGUUAUUACACAGGCCGCCGAUCCAUGCAGCAAGAUACGGAUUGUGGUGGAGGCAGUGCCUCACAGAGAGCCAGUUUCCAGCAUGAUUCUCCACAGAAUUCAAGCAAGGCAGGAGUAGUCAUCACGUCAUUCAGACAAUCACAGAGAAGCAUCAGACCAGAAGUAUUGUGGAGCAGUACUUCAACAGCAGCAGCUGCAUUUGCCAUUGCAACUUCAGCUUCAAGUAACCCCAGGGAUCAUGCCUCACCACCAUCGGUAAUCAAAGGCACCUCUGGAAGCUGCCGUGAACGUAAUCGCAGGAAAGAGUCGGUCAUGUCGACUGCUGCCACCAUGCGUGUGCUUAAUGUGCUUAGGCACUGGGUAUCAAAGCAUGCACAGGAUUUUGAAAAUGAUCAGCGUCUCAAGAACCUUACAAUUGAGUUUCUUGAUGAUAUCAUCUACAGUCCAAAUCUACUACCUGCUGAGCAUAAAGCAGCUUCUCAGCUUCUGAGACUUAUAACAAAAGAAGAACCUGAAAGUAGUAAGGUGGAUCUUGAUCUGCUGCUUGCACCUCCUAUGACACCAAGUAAAGAAAACAUAGAAACACUUUCAGCUCUUGAAAUAGCAGAACAGAUGACAUAUGUGGAUCAUCAGAUAUUUAUUUCGAUUUCAAGCGAGGAAUUUCUGGGGCAAGCAUGGAUGAAAACCGACAAAGCGACGAAGGCACCACAUAUCCUACUCAUGACUAAGAGAUUUAAUGAGGUGUCACAGUUAGUUGUAUCUGAAAUCAUUCGACGCUCAAAUAUGACUGCAAGAAUUCAAGCUAUUGAGAAGUGGGCCGCUGUAGCUGAUAUCUCACGGUGUUUACAUAACUUCAAUGGUGUUCUGCAAGUCUGUGCAGCCUUUACCAACAGUUCUGUAUUCAGACUGAAGAAAACUUGGGAGAAAGUCUCAAAAACAACAAAACAAACUAUUGAGAAACUACAAAAUAUUGUGUCAUCAGACGGAAGAUUUCGAAAUCUGCGGGAUGCAUUACAUCGAUGUGAUCCUCCCUGUAUUCCCUAUUUGGGCAUGUACCUGACAGACUUGUCUUUUAUUGAAGAGGGAACACCAAACUUCACAGAAGAUGGUCUGUUAAAUUUCUCCAAAAUGAGAAUGAUAGCACAUGUCAUACGGGAAAUCCGUCACUUUCAACAGACACCGUAUAAAAUUGAGCUUAUAACAAAGGUGACAAAUUAUCUGUUGGAUCCUUCUUUGCUUCUUGAUGAUGAUGAAUUAUACAGAAUUUCUUUGGAAAUUGAACCUCGUACAUCAAGACUGAGCUCUGCAGCUCUUGCACAGCUGCCAUUGUCACAGACACCUCCUCGCACAUAA